AUGCGCACUACUCAGAGACUCGCCUUCAGCCUGCUCGCUGCGGCGGCAGUUGCUUCGGCGUCCGAUGUCACCCAGUUGAAGAAGGACACCUUCGACGACUUUGUCAAGACCAAUGACAUUGUCCUAGCAGAGUUCUUCGCCCCAUGGUGCGGUCACUGCAAGGCCCUCGCCCCAGAGUACGAGGAGGCUGCCACCUCAUUGAAGGAGAAGAACAUCAAGCUCGCCAAGGUUGACUGCACAGAGGAGUCCGACCUGUGCCAACAGUAUGGCGUCGAGGGUUACCCAACCCUCAAGGUCUUUCGUGGACCUGAGAACAUCACUCCCUACAAGGGACAGCGAAAGGCUGCUGCCAUCACUUCAUACAUGAUCAAGCAGUCCCUACCGGCAGUGUCCAUCCUGACCAAGGACACUCUCGAGGACUUCAAGAAGGCCGACAAGGUCGUUCUUGUUGCUUACAUCGAUGCCUCUGACAAGUCCUCUAACGAGACCUUCACCGCGGUCGCUGACAAGCUCCGCGAUAACUACCCCUUCGGUGCCAGCAGCGACGCUGCUCUCGCCGAGGCUGAGGGCGUCACCGCCCCCGCCAUUGUCCUGUACAAGGAGUUCGAUGAGGGCAAGUCUGUCUUCUCUGAGAAGUUCGACGUCGAGGCGAUCGAGAAGUUCGCUAAGACCGCCGCCACCCCCCUGAUUGGCGAGGUUGGCCCCGAGACUUACUCUGACUACAUGUCCGCCGGCAUUCCCCUGGCCUACAUCUUCGCCGAGACCCCUGAGGAGCGCAAGGAGCUCAGCGAUGCCCUGAAGCCCAUUGCUGAGAAGCACCGCGGCGUCAUCAACUUCGCGACCAUUGACGCGAAGCAGUUCGGCGCCCACGCCGGCAACCUGAACCUUAAGACCGACAAGUUCCCCGCUUUCGCCAUUCAGGAGACUGUCAAGAACCAGAAGUUCCCCUUCGACCAGGACAAGGCCAUCACUCACGAUGACAUCAAGUCCUUCGUUGAUGACUUCGUCGCAGGCAAGGUCGAUCCCAGCAUCAAGUCUGAGCCCAUCCCUGAGACUCAGGAGGGCCCCGUCACUGUUGUCGUCGCCAAGAGCUACAACGACAUUGUUCUGGAUGAUGCCAAGGACGUGCUCAUUGAGUUCUACGCUCCGUGGUGCGGUCACUGCAAGGCUCUUGCCCCCAAGUACGAUGACCUUGCUUCUCUGUACGCCAAGUCUGAGUUCAAGGACAAGGUUGUGAUUGCCAAGGUUGACGCUACCGCCAACGAUGUUCCGGAUGAGAUCCAGGGCUUCCCUACCAUCAAGCUGUACCCGGCUGGUGCCAAGGAGAACCCGGUCACCUACAGCGGUGCCCGCACUGUCGAGGAUCUGGCCAAGUUCAUUGCCGAGAACGGCAAGUACAAGGCUGCUGUUGAGGAGGAGGCUGAGGCUGAGACCCCUGUUGCCCCCGCGGCCACUGAGUCUGGCGCUGAGGAGGCUAAGGAGACCGACGUCCAUGAUGAGCUGUAA
Phaeoacremonium minimum UCRPA7 is the source of this 1506-nucleotide messenger RNA. RefSeq names its product putative protein disulfide isomerase protein. The record is from RefSeq and is a predicted model, not a curated record. Gene Ontology annotation, cellular component: endoplasmic reticulum. The transcript has 3 exons. Bases 1 to 1506 code for a protein of 501 amino acids. Gene Ontology annotation, molecular function: protein disulfide isomerase activity. Gene Ontology annotation, biological process: protein folding; response to endoplasmic reticulum stress. NCBI's taxonomy places the organism in Eukaryota, Fungi, Ascomycota, Sordariomycetes, Togniniales, Togniniaceae.